AUGUCCAGUCUCCCGUCACAGCAUCCUACCCUCUCCCUCCACCUCACCGACCUCACCCUCACCCCGCUCAUCACAUCCUCCUCGUCGCCCACCCACCUCGAAUCCCUCACCUCGCUCACCUCGAGCGCCAUCACCUCCCAGACCACCGCCCAGCGCGCCAACCUCGGCCGCCCCCAGCGCAUCAUGGUCGAGUACCCCGACUCCGGCGCCGUCGUCCUGCAGUCCUACCUCGACCCCCGCGAGUCAGGCGGUGGCCACUCGGAGCCCGAGCCCGGCUCCAAAUACAAGCACGGCCACGACCAUGACCAUGACGCCGACGCCGACGCCGACCCGGACGACGCAACGGCCAGGACCGGCAGCGACGACGCUGCUGCCCCCGUCCUCAUCGGCGUGGUCGUCGCCGCCUCGUCGGACGAUGCGAGGGAGGCCCGACGCGCUGCUGCCAGGUUGGAGCGCAUCGGCCGCGAGUUUCAAAAGGAGUGGGCGGCUCAGGGACUGGAGCAGGACACCGACGGGAGGAGCACUCCUGAGUGA
Molecule: messenger RNA, 534 nt
Organism: Trichoderma harzianum CBS 226.95
Lineage: Eukaryota; Fungi; Ascomycota; Sordariomycetes; Hypocreales; Hypocreaceae
Exons: 1
Coding region: 1-534 (177 amino acids)
Source: RefSeq, a predicted model, not a curated record